GAAAGUAAUAUGAACAAUCAUCAAACGACGCAGGUGUUGAAGCAACUAGAGCCAUGGUGUGAGCUUAAAGACAGAGUGGUUCUUCUGACAGGAGCUUCUUCUGGUAUUGGACGAGAGGUCUGUCUUGAUCUUGGCAAAGCCGGUUGUAAGAUUAUCGCAGCAGCUCGUCGCGUCGACCGUCUUGAAUCUCUCUGCUCUGAAAUCAACAGCUUAAGUUCAACCGGAAUAAUAUUAGCCGCACCUCUCGAGCUAGACGUUUCAUCAGACGCAGCCACCAUUCAGAAAGCGGUCAAACAAGCUUGGGACAUCUUUGGAAAGAUAGAUGUGUUGAUCAACAAUGCUGGAAUCAGAGGCAAUGUCAAGACGUGUUUGGACUUGUCUGAAGACGAGUGGGACAGAGUCUUCAGAACUAACUUAACCGGAGUUUGGUUAGUAUCCAAAUACGUCUGCAGUUUAAUGAGGGACGCAAAACGCGGAGGCUCGGUGAUAAACGUCUCGUCCAUCGCCGGUCUCAACCGCGUUAUGUUUUUCGGUGGAGUCGCCUAUGCUUGUUCCAAAGGCGGUGUUGACACCAUGACAAGGAUGAUGGCUAUUGAGUUAGGUGUUUACAACAUAAGAGUGAACUCUAUCGCACCGGGGCUUCUUCAGUCAGAGAUCACGCAAGGUCUUAUGCAAAAAGAGUGGCUCAAGAACGUGGCCGAUAGGAUUAUACCGUUAAAGGUGCAACAGACCGUGGAUCCUGGGCUUACCUCGCUUGUUCGUUAUCUCAUUCAUGACUCUUCUCGAUAUGUCUCCGGAAAUAUAUACAUUCUUGACUCUGGAACUACAUUACCUGGCCUGCCCAUUUUUUCUUCUCUCUGAGUCUCAAAGCCCGUGUGUUGUAAUAAAAACAAUUAGAGCUUGAUCCAUGCACCAAUGCAGAUGUUGUGUUUUACCCUUUUUUAUAAAUUGUUUGAUGACAUUUAUAAAAUAUAUAUGUCAUUUGGAUAAUUUUAGGUUCUACCACAUUAUAACUGAAUUCAUCCGAAUUCAAGAGGACCCGACUCGAAUUCUGUCCAUAAAUUUAUAGUAUUUUUAAACAGAAUCUAAUUUUAAACCAAAAAAUUCUUAUACAUGAAAGAACUGAUUCCUAUCUGAACAAAUACCUAAAUAUACAAGCAUAUCUGAUUCUGUAAACAAAUAAAAAGUUCUUUGUAAAUAUAUUUGAGUUCUUGUCAAUGGAACAACCAAUAUUACUAAAACUGAAGCAUCUUUUGAAAAUAACCCUUCUUCCAUCUUAAUAAUUACAAAUUGUGCCACUUAAUUAAUAAAUAUGAAUUAAUUAACCACAAAUCAUUAUUUUCUUAGAUUCUUUUAUAGCCAAACUUACAAAACUUAAUUAAUUAACCACAUUUCAUUUAUUUUUGGUAGAAUUUCUCUAACCAAACUUAAUAUAUUUACUAAACCUACGAUUAUUCUUUAACCGAAUUAUUCGUUAACCAAGUUUUACAAUAAAAUUAAAUAGAUUUAUCUAAAUGUGACUACAAAUUUUAAAUGUUACAUAUUAAUUAAUAUGUAAAUUAUUAUUCCAUUUCACAAACAAAAUAUAAACUAUAAAUGUUUUAUUAAAAAUACAAAGUUAAUUUUCAAAUAUAUGUUAAAUAAUUUGAUGAUUAAUAUAAUUAACACCUAUAUUUUUGAAGUAUAAGAAUGCAAAAAAUAAAUUUCAAUCAAAAAAUUUCAUUAAAAGUAAACAUAGAAGUGAAAUUUAGUUGGCAUAUAAAAAAAUUUAGAGACAUAUCUAUCUAUCUUAUUAAAAAAUAAAUACUUUUUUAUUUUAUUUUGGAAAGAUAAAUUUAUUUCUUUGUUAACAAAUAAGGAUUUAUUGAUAUACAUAAACAUAAUUAUAGGUGCUUUAAUCUAUAAAUAAAUACAUCAAAAAUGGUUACUAUAAUUUAUUAAUAUACGAAUAUGUUAUAUAAUAUAUCAUUUUGAUUGGUUUUAUAUCAAACCGUAAUAUGAGCAAUAAAAAAUACAGACUAUUAAAAACCAUCAAUCUAUCAUAAAUUUUAUGUAUUAAAAAUACUCAAAACGCGCAUAUAUAUGUAUGUUUGUGAAACCAUUAGAUUUUUAUGUUGUGAAGAAUUUCAUUUGUCUAUACAAUUAAAACAAACAUCUGUGUGGGUGCAUAGGUCAAGAUCUAGUUGCAUUUAAUCCUGUGAAUUUAUUAUGGUUAACAUGUAAAAUAAAUGAUGUUAAAUUAUUAUGAUAAAGAAAAUUAAUAAAAUAGUUAUGAAUAGUGAAAAAUGAAUGUCAAAGAU
Molecule: messenger RNA, 2300 nt
Organism: Brassica napus (rape)
Lineage: Eukaryota; Viridiplantae; Streptophyta; Magnoliopsida; Brassicales; Brassicaceae
Product: 3-oxoacyl-[acyl-carrier-protein] reductase FabG-like
Exons: 2
Coding region: 10-861 (283 amino acids)
Molecular function (GO): oxidoreductase activity
Source: RefSeq, a predicted model, not a curated record